This is a messenger RNA of Chaetomium fimeti, 1555 nucleotides long. Its product is annotated as amidase signature domain-containing protein. The transcript has 9 exons. Lineage: Eukaryota; Fungi; Ascomycota; Sordariomycetes; Sordariales; Chaetomiaceae. The coding region runs from base 1 to 1419 and encodes 472 amino acids. The record is from RefSeq and is a predicted model, not a curated record.
AUGGCCACCGAUAUCGAUAUCCUCAACAACGAUGUGGCAAGCAUCCAGGCCAUGCUCGCGGCUGGGGAGAUACCCCAGGCUCGACGGCUAGAUGAAGAGCGCGAGAAGACAGGCGCAAGAGGGCCUUUCCAUGGCAUCCCUAUCGUGGUGAAAGACACCUUCUUGACCGAUGCAUCCCUAGGGAUGGACACAACCUGCGGUACCGCUGCACUGGUUGGGGCUCGCCGCAGUCAAAACGCAGAUGUUGUAGACUUGGUUCUGAAGGCGGGCAUGAUUAUCCUUGGGAAGGCCAACCUCUCGGAACUUGGCCUCUUCAAAGGGGACCCGCCAAACACUGGGGGUUGGUCAUCCGCUGGAGGGCAGAGCGUUUCCCCUUAUGUGGUUGGCGGGGUGCUACCGAAUGCCACCUUCCUCGGCCACAGUACUCCAGCAGGGUCAUCCUCGGGGAGCGCCAUCUCCGUGGCUGCCGGCUUCGCCCCAAUUGCUCUAGGCGCAGAAACAGAGGGCUCCCUGGUGCAGCCAGCUUCACGCGCGGGGCUCUACGCCCUCAAGCCAGCACCGGGCAAGGUCGCUACAAAGGGCGUCCUCGGGGGCUGGACCUAUUCCUCCAUCGGACCGGUUGCGAAAUCAAGCCGAGAUGUCGCCAACAUGGUGUCGCUUUUGACAGGAACGGACUUGUCCCACGCACUAAAAGGGUCUUGGGAAAACCUGAGAGUUGGUGUUGUGAAGUACGACCCGUGGGCACCUCCGGCCUUCGUUGUUGAGCAGGUGGACUCGUACACAGAACAAGUGCAAACGGAAAUGGACAAAGCUGCCGAGGCGAUCUCUGCUGCGGGUGCUAAGGUUGUUAGGGACGUACCCCUUCAACCAUUUUGGCAGCUGUAUGACGAUAUCGAGGCAGAGCACGGGAUCGACAUUGAGAUGCUAUGGGAGCCCAACUUUAAGAACGACUUUGACAAUUUCAUAUCUCUCUACGAGACGACCCCGGUUCGGUCACUGGCAGAGCUCGUCCAGUACCACAAGGACCAUGCCGAUGUUUGCCUCCCUCCAGAGCACCCUUCACAGAAGCUCCUUGAGGAGGCGCUCGAUGAAACGCCAGACCCGGACGCGGCUUCCAAGGCACAGCUGGUGCAACGGAAGGCACAGAAAAAUAUAACCGAUGUGCUCUCGGAAUUUGACCUCGACGUCAUUAUCUCUCAUUGCGACGGGCGCAUGGCCAGCCUUGCCGCCGCCGCCGGGUACGCGAUUGCUUCGUUGCCACUCGGGUUUGCGGACUUCAACGGGCGCGCCUGGGGCGUAAACGCCAUUGCCGGCCCCGGUGGUGAGGCGAAGCUAGUUGAGCUGAUGAGCACUUGGGAGAAAACGUUCCCAGAAGCAAGAAAAGCACCACCGCAGCUUGUAGGCACUACCACCGCCUGAACAGGGCCGAUAAUAGAGAUGUGCUGCCGAGGUAUUUACAUCGCAAGGGACUGUCGUUCAAGUGCCCAGGAGCAUAUUGAUAAAGGUCAAGUCAGACCGCAUCAUCUUAAGUCCUAGAUAGAAUUCAAGGAUGCCC